GCACACAUGCAUGCGCACACACGCACACACCCUCCUCCCCCAUCGCUGCAGUGUCUCUUAACUGCCUUGGAGCUAACAAGAGGGGAAAUAGCACACCGACAACUAUAAGAGGAGGAGAGAGCACGACACAACGAAAGAGUGCCAGUGAAUGAGUGUGUGAGAUGAGAUUCUGGCAGAUCGGAGGAUGUUGGUGAUUCAGGACUAAAGGGACGGAUCGCGUGCUCCCUCUGCCUCCCAAGCGAAUGUUUGUCUGCAGUGUUGCUGGUGAAUGGACGGCAAGCGGUAAACGGAACAUGGACCUUUAGCUGCCUCACUGGCUUAUGCAAGCAAGACGGUCUAGUACACAGGCACCAAACGAGAACCAAGGUCUGACAUUCCAUCGGAUGAGUCAGAUGAUCAGAUGAAUCAGUCACAGAAAUACAGGGAAGCACACUGGACGCCAUGAGGGAGGAGAGUGAAGGAAUUUUACGGUUUCGACUUUCUCUUGAUGAACACUGACAAGUCCACUUAAAGACUGCCGUGCUCAGGGGAGUGAGUCCCCUGUUAUAAUUCCCAAGUCCUUGGGAUCUUGAAGGCAAACACACCCUUAUGCCAGGGCCUGAGUGGGUCUUCCACAAUGUCAUGGUCGCAUUGAAUGCCAAAACAUCAACCCUUGAAAGAAAAUACUGUAGACUUGGACAAUGCAUGUUGUCUAACACCAUUCUGAAACUGGUUUCCAGCAAAAGCUUCCUCUAGUAUCAGCUCAUCUGUAUCACCAUAUCUUUUUACAUUGCAUACAUUUACCGUCCACUCUCCCACUUCCUGGGUUUGCCAGCUCAAGUCCAGGUGCAGUCGACCAUGGGGUGCCGGCAGAGUUCAGAGGAGAAGGAGGCCGCCCGGCGCUCACGUCGCAUAGAUCGACACCUCCGCUCAGAAAGCCAGCGGCAGCGGCGUGAAAUCAAACUCCUGCUGCUCGGCACAAGCAACUCUGGCAAGAGCACCAUCGUGAAGCAGAUGAAGAUCAUCCAUAGUGGAGGCUUCAACCUGGAGGCCUGCAAGGAAUACAAGCCCCUCAUCCUCUACAACGCCAUUGACUCGCUCACCCGCAUCAUUCGCGCCCUUGCCACCUUGAAGAUCGACUUCCACAACCCCGAUCGGGCUUACGAUGCAGUGCAACUCUUUGCCCUCACCGGGCCGGCCGAGAGCAAGGGUGAGAUCACACCAGAGCUCCUGGGGGUGAUGAAGCGCUUGUGGGGCGAUCCAGGGGUCCAGGAGUGCUUCUGCCGCUCUAAUGAAUACCACCUAGAGGAUAAUACAGCCUAUUAUCUAAACGACCUGGACCGCAUUUCUGCGCCAGAGUACAUCCCAACCGUUGAGGACAUUCUGCGCUCACGUGACAUGACCACUGGCAUUGUUGAGAAUAAAUUCACCUUCAAGGAGCUCACCUUCAAAAUGGUGGACGUUGGCGGCCAACGUUCAGAAAGGAAGAAGUGGAUCCACUGUUUUGAGGGUGUGACUGCCAUUAUAUUCUGUGUGGAGCUCAGUGGCUAUGACCUCAAGCUUUAUGAAGACAACCAGACGAGCCGUAUGGCGGAGAGCCUGCGUCUGUUCGAUUCCAUCUGCAACAACAACUGGUUCACCAAUACCUCGCUCAUCCUCUUCCUCAACAAGAAGGACCUGCUGGCCGAGAAGAUCAAGCGUAUUCCGCUGACCGUCUGCUUCGCUGACUACAAGGGGCAGAACACCUACGAGGAGGCGGCCGUGUACGUGCAAAGGCAGUUUGAGGACCUCAACCGCAACAAGGAGACCAAGGAAAUCUACUCGCACUUCACUUGCGCCACUGACACCAGCAACAUCCAGUUUGUGUUUGACGCGGUGACGGACGUGAUCAUCCAAAACAAUCUCAAGUACAUCGGGCUGUGCUAGGACGAGGGGACGGGGAGAGGGGCGCCAGGCACGGCUGUCGAUUGAUCUGAGUGCCCUCGAAAACGCUUGUCGAAACUCUGAUGAGGCCCAGAGGAAAGGGCUACAUGCUGCCAUCCUGCUAGAUUUAUCAAUGUCAAAAACAUAAAGGUCAAAGAGGAUUUUACAAGGUUGGUAUUAAUGUGUUUGCACUGAACAUAUGUAGACAACACACACACACCAUCCUAACGUUUGUUCACACACAACGGACUUCAGGAUCAGCCGUCAAGCACAUGUUUGACAUGGAAACACUGGAAACAGAUCUCACUGCUCCUCUCUUCCCUGACAGACAGCAGGAAUUCCUACCCCAAAAUGUGCUCAUUUGCCCAUGCCAUUCCAAACCUGUAUGACUGUCUUUCUUCUGUGGAACACAAAAGGAGAUGUUUAGCAGAAUGUUCAUGCGUCUCUUUUACAUACAAUGACAGUGAAGAAACACCAUAAAAGUAAUUUAACAUUUAAGUUGUGCUCUUAUUAUUAAGGAAAACAUUUUAUAGCCUCAUGCACAUAUUCCAAUUGGGUGCAUCACAGUUGGUGAAGAUACACUCGCACACUACAGUUCAAAUUAUAAUCAAGUUCUUUACAACACAUUACAACGGGUCUACUUCAUUAAAGUGUGAACGAAAAUGAAACAAUGAUUUAAAAUGUAUUAAAAAUUUUAGUUUGACACAAAUCACUUUUUAAAAGUGUGCUGCAUUGUGUUAAGAAAUAUAGUCAUGAAAGUGUACUCUCUUAAAAGGGAUAGUUCACUUUCAGAUGCUGGCCCCCGAUGAUUUCCAUAGUAUGGGGGGAAAACUAUGGGAACCAUCAACUGAAGGUGAACUAUCCCUUUAAGUACAAAUAGUUUUAUUUAAUUUCAUUUAUAUUACCUGCAAGUACAUAAAAAAAGUAUAAUUUUAAGAAUUAAAGUACACUACAAGUGCACAUUCAACACAUUUACAGUUACAAGGGAAGAAAAGAAUGAGUCUUUGGGUCUGUCCCAAUACACACACUUGCGGUCUUGACCACCUGAGAUUAGGAGCACAUCACAGGAAGUAACUGCACAAGAAUACAGAUCGCAAAAAUGCCAAAACUCAGUGCGCUCGAUGCACAUUAAAUACACACUUUUUUAAAAACACUUCAGAGCAGUAUUUGAGGCUAAGCAUUUCCCAUCAUUCAUUAUGUUCAAGAAAUCACAAAAGUGAGGAAAACCUCACAGAAACGUUAAAGAAGAAAAACUUUCCAGUGCAAGUUAAUUAAAUAUAACAUGUAAUUUGGUAGAAAUAAAAAAAAUAAUUUGUUUUUUUUUAAUCACUUAAUUUAAGGCACUACAACGUAUAAACUGUGUCAUCUGUUACAUAUGAAAUAAUGAACAGUUAAUUUUAAAUGUGCAAAGUGUAAAACAUGUGUAACUAAACUCUGUAAACUAAACUUGUUUUUUAACGACACUAUGUUGUAAUUGUGUCAAAAGUUGUGCACAUGCUUGUGAUCUUGACCACUUGGGUCAAAUUCAGGAAAUAUACAAAUAGACAAGAGGUCAAGUGCAAAGACUGCAAGUAUGGGUACUGGGACUUUUAUGUCAUUUGAAGAAAUGUUGAGUGUUUCCUCUAAUAGUUCAAUUCAACAAUUGUUGGCAAAUUUUUGGUCAUCCAUCAAAGAAAGAUUGUAAUUCUGAUGGCUUAGAAAAGCAAGAGCAGACUGUCUCUCAACAAUAUUAUUAAGUCUAAUUAAGUCAUAAGUAUUCUAUUAAGUCCUAAAGCCAUAUCAACAAUUAUUGCAUUGCAAUUGGUUAUGAUAUACAAGUCAAACCUGUCAUGACAAUCUUGAUGUGCCAUAUUUGAGGACGGUUAAACACGAAUGAGACUUGAGCUGCAGUGGAGACGAUUAUCUGUGAAUCUGUGAACGCCUUAAAUCGAAUUGUCGUCCUCACACACAAUCUAUUGUAUGACUGUAUUUUGGAAUGUAGAUUAUAUGGAUUGCUUAACAGCCCUUGGUCGCCAUGCAUUGUCUUUGAGUGGAAAGGAGCAGCAUGAACAUUCUGCUAAACAUCUCUUUUUACAUUCCACAGAAGAAAUAAAACAUCAUACACAUUUGAUGUGACAUGAGGGUGACUAGAUGAUAAAAUGAAAUUUAGGUGGACUGUUCCUUUAAGUUUUGUCUUUGAUUUGCCUGAUUUGAGUAAUGCUGCUUUCGGAGAUGAUAUAAAGAGUUUAUAUGAAAAUAUAAAUGUAUAUGAAAGGUUAAAAGUAUCUCGAGAGAAAGAAAAACAACAAAAAUAUUACAAUGUCAUUUGGUUUCGCACCAAAGUGAAAACUGCCGCAGUCUGAAUAUGAAGUCAAAUGGCUUUUUUUUUACUCACAUUCACACUGUACUUUAUUUUUGGCUGUCUGACCCCUAGCAAUCAAUCUGUUUUCUUGUUUCUUUUUAAUCUGUUUUUCUUUUGCCUAAAAUAGGAUGUAAUCCAGAGUUUUUAGAGAAAACGUCCUUCUUUCCAUGAGAGUGUUACACUGACGUGAACAUUAAGUGUUUCAUAACGUUCAUUCCAGAUUCAGAGAAAAAUGAACAGUGCCAAUAUCAAUGUAAAUAAAAACAAGGUCCGUCUAUCAUGUUACGUUUUCGGUUUUAAUGGACAAAGAGAGAGAGAGAGAGAGAAAAUAUAUAUACAGUAACAUUAAAUCUGCAUGAAUUUGUUACUUUGAGUUUUUGAUAAAUUAUAGUAUGAUUUGCUUUCUUAUAUUUUUAUUUUUACUAACAUGCUCCAAAAAUAUAUUUAAAAGUCAAACACUGUGUACGAUUGUACAGUUGUUUCCUGCAAGGUAUUUAUUGAAAAGAGUUUUAUGUGAAGAGAGUCAUUUUACGUCCAGCGCAACAACCUAAACUCUGCACGAAAACAUUAAAAGAGGAUUCACUCAAAUUUGGUCUGAAUCUGAAAAAAGAGAGAUGUAAAAUCUAUAAAAGAGCAGAAUCUUUCUAUUCUGGUGUCAUUUUGAGUGGACAUUGUCUGCUGUAUGUGUAAAUACUAUGUGAGGUCCAUUUUGUGAGACAAUAAAAAAAAAAAAUACAAAUAAAAUCAAAAAGGAAAUCACUUUUUAAGAUGCAGAGCUGAUUGAGAGACUAAAGAGGUCCAUCCCGCUCCAAUCCUCCUCCUGUUCAGUUAUGAUGAUGUACAACAAACCCAAAUAAGGGCUCAAGGAUUGAGGAAAACAAAUACUAAAGUAUAACAGAACAAUAAUAGUGAAUAAAAAGAAUUAUGCAAA
Messenger RNA from Carassius gibelio (silver crucian carp), 5174 nucleotides. Its product is annotated as guanine nucleotide-binding protein G(z) subunit alpha. NCBI's taxonomy places the organism in Eukaryota, Metazoa, Chordata, Actinopteri, Cypriniformes, Cyprinidae. The coding region runs from base 838 to 1905 and encodes 355 amino acids. Gene Ontology annotation, biological process: adenylate cyclase-modulating G protein-coupled receptor signaling pathway. The record is from RefSeq and is a predicted model, not a curated record. Gene Ontology annotation, molecular function: G protein-coupled receptor binding; GTP binding; GTPase activity. Gene Ontology annotation, cellular component: heterotrimeric G-protein complex. The transcript has 3 exons.